AUGGCCAAACACAAUUCUUCCAUACUAGACAUAUUUUCCAUACCAGACCAACUGCUGAAAGGGGAGAAUGGAAAAGCAGUUGUGAUAGACAAGGAAAAACUGUCUCCAGAAGAACGCAAAAAAUAUGAUGAUGGCUGGCAAAAUAAUGCUUUUAAUAUGUAUGUUAGUGACAUGAUAUCACUUCACCGAAGUCUGCCUGAUGUACGAGACACUGAAUGUCAGUCUCUUCAGUACCAGGAAAAACUACCUGACACCAGUGUAGUGGUGUGUUUUCAUAAUGAGGCAUGGACAGUCUUGCUGAGAACCGUACAUAGUAUUCUAGACAGAUCUCCACCCCACCUACUCCGCGAAAUUGUUCUGGUCGAUGAUUUCUCUGAUAUGGAUCACCUGAAAGAGCCAUUGGAAACUUACAUGGCAAAGUUAGGCAAAGUGAAAAUAGUACGGACUAAGAAACGAGAAGGUUUAAUACGAGCACGGUUACUAGGUUACUCGGUAUCAACUGGAGACGUUCUGACAUACCUGGACUCCCACUGUGAAUGUACUGAAGGAUGGCUGGAGCCAUUAUUAGAUAGAAUCGCUACAAACAAUUCUAUUGUCGUCUGUCCUGUCAUCGAUGUCAUUGAAGAUGAUUCAUUUAAAUACCAAUAUGGCAGUGCCAAAAGUACGAGUAUUGGGGGAUUUGAUUGGAACCUUCAGUUUAACUGGCAUGCCAUCCCAGAAUACGAGCGUCAACGACGACAAUACAAGGAUUAUAUGCCCGUCAGGUCCCCUACCAUGGCCGGAGGACUGUUCUCCAUCAGUCGAGAAUAUUUCACAAAAAUUGGCACCUACGAUCCAGGAAUGGACAUUUGGGGCGGUGAGAACCUGGAAAUGUCCUUUAGGGUUUGGAUGUGUGGUGGAACCCUGGAGAUCAUCCCCUGUUCGCAUGUAGGUCACAUCUUUAGGAAACGUAGUCCAUACAAAUGGAGGUCGGGGGUCAACGUAGUGAAGAAAAACUCCAUCCGAUUGGCUGAAGUCUGGAUGGACGACUAUAAAAAUUAUUAUUAUGAACGAUUUAACAAUGAUCUGGGUGAUUAUGGCGACGUUUCGGAGAGGAAGACUUUGAGGAAAAAAUUAAACUGUAAAUCAUUUGACUGGUUUGUUAAAAACAUAUAUCCUGAUCUCUUUGUACCAGGAGAGGCAGUGGCAUCAGGGGAGGUACGUAACAAGGCCAAACCGAUGUGUGUAGAUAGCUCAGUGGACUCUCACAACUUCCACAAACCUGUCAACAUGUGGCCAUGUCACAACCAGGGAGGCAACCAGUACUGGAUGCUGAGUAAAGGUGGUGAGAUUCGCCGGGACGAUGGGUGUCUGGAUUAUUCGGGUGGUGAAAGUGUGAUUAUCUACCCCUGUCAUAGCCAGAAGGGUAACCAAGAGUGGGUGUAUAGGGAGGACAACACAAUUCUCCACGCUAACACACAGAAAUGUAUGGAGGUAUCGGUAGACGGUCAAAAGCUCCUGAUGCGGACGUGUUCUGGUAUCGACCGACAACUGUGGCAGUGGAAGAAGAAACCACCAAACGGCAUUAUACGGGACACAGUUUAGGCACAUCAUUGUUUGUUAUCAUGUUGAUAUACAGAAUUGUUAUU
Ylistrum balloti is the source of this 1628-nucleotide messenger RNA. Its product is annotated as polypeptide N-acetylgalactosaminyltransferase 5-like. The coding region runs from base 1 to 1584 and encodes 527 amino acids. The record is from RefSeq and is a predicted model, not a curated record. Gene Ontology annotation, cellular component: Golgi apparatus. NCBI's taxonomy places the organism in Eukaryota, Metazoa, Mollusca, Bivalvia, Pectinida, Pectinidae. The transcript has 11 exons.